Messenger RNA from Harpia harpyja (harpy eagle), 1595 nucleotides. It is a transcript of the gene WNT1, whose product is annotated as Wnt family member 1. Lineage: Eukaryota; Metazoa; Chordata; Aves; Accipitriformes; Accipitridae. Gene Ontology annotation, biological process: multicellular organism development; cell fate commitment; canonical Wnt signaling pathway. Gene Ontology annotation, cellular component: extracellular region. The record is from RefSeq and is a predicted model, not a curated record. Gene Ontology annotation, molecular function: cytokine activity; frizzled binding.
UCUUCCCACGCCGCCUUCAUCGGAGCCGCCCGCCCUACCCGCGCCCCGCGCGUCCGGAAACACGCGUGGAUGUAGCGGCCGGGCCGGGGGCUCCGCGGCGACCAUAAAUACCCCGGCGGCCGCUCGCCCCGCGCACUUUGCCGGGGCCCUCCCGGUGCCGGAGCCAUGAGAACCGCCGCGCUGGGGCUGGCGCUCCGGGCGCUCUGGGCUCUGGCCCUCUCCUCCCUCUCCAACACGCUGGCGGUGAACAACAGCGGGAGGUGGUGGGGCAUCAUCAACGUGGCCUCGUCCACCAACCUGCUGACCGACUCCAAGAACGUGCAGCUGGUGCUGGACCCCAGCCUGCAGCUGCUGAGCCGCAAGCAACGCAAGCUGAUCCGCCAACCCGGCAUCCUGCACAGCGUCAGCUCCGGCCUCCAGACCGCCAUCAAGGAGUGCAAGUGGCAAUUCCGCAACCGCCGCUGGAACUGCCCCACCUCCCAGGGUCCCAAUAUCUUCGGCAAAAUCGUCAACCGGGGCUGCCGGGAGACGGCGUUCAUCUUCGCCAUCACCAGCGCCGGCGUGACGCAUUCAGUGGCACGGUCCUGCUCGGAGGGCUCCAUCGAGUCCUGCACCUGCGACUACCGGCGCCGCGGUCCCGGGGGGCCUGACUGGCACUGGGGGGGCUGCAGCGAAAACAUCGACUUCGGGCGCCUCUUUGGGAGGGAGUUUGUGGACUCCAGUGAGAAGGGCCGUGACCUGCGCUUCCUCAUGAACCUGCAUAAUAACGAGGCCGGGCGCAUGACGGUCUUCUCAGAGAUGCGCCAGGAGUGCAAGUGCCAUGGCAUGUCGGGCUCCUGCACCGUCCGCACGUGCUGGAUGCGGCUGCCCACUUUCCGCGCCGUGGGUGACGUCCUGAAGGACCGCUUCGAAGCGCUUUCCCGCGUCAUCUACGGCAACAAGGGCAGCAACCGGGCAUCGCGGGUCGAGCUGCAUCACCUGGAGCCCGAGAACCCGGCUCACAAACCCCCCUCGCCCCAUGACCUCGUCUACUUUGAAAAGUCACCCAAUUUCUGCACCUACAGCGGGAAGACGGGAACGGCGGGCACAGCCGGGCGCUUCUGCAACAGCUCCUCGCCGGGGCUGGAUGGGUGCGAGCUGCUGUGCUGCGGGCGCGGGUACCGCGACGCGCACCCCAGCGGCGUCACCGAGCGCUGCAACUGCACCUUCCACUGGUGCUGCCACGUCAGCUGCCUGAACUGCACCAACACCCAGGUGCUGCAUGAGUGCCUGUGACCCCCCCAGGGACCACCCUGCCCAGCCCCGGAGGGGGUCUGCGCCACCCCCCAUGACGGGUGCCCAGCUGGAUUGAAGGCGCCCAUGGGUGGGCGUGUGCUGCGCCCCAGGGACCCCCGUCCCAUUCCGGGUAGAGCGACCGCCCCAGGGCCAGCAGCCAGCCUGGGUGGGCUCGGUGCCACGCACCUUCCCGGCCGCCUCUUCGGCCAUUCCGGCUCUGUGGGGUCCCCUUUCUCACUGUAAAUAAAAUAUUUAUUGUGGACAGUUUGAUGCCGCCCCCGCCCUGCGCUUCGCUGGCCCCAGGCCCUGUUUUUUAUAAU